Messenger RNA from Protopolystoma xenopodis, 1089 nucleotides. The record is from the annotation of a GenBank genome assembly. NCBI's taxonomy places the organism in Eukaryota, Metazoa, Platyhelminthes, Monogenea, Polystomatidea, Polystomatidae.
GCCUUGGAUACUGAUCCACAAUCGCUCAUGAUUCAAACCUUGCCGAUAAACCAACCACCAUCUGUCCCACAGGCUAGUUUGCAAUCGAAUUUAUCGACAAUCUCCGCUUCUCAAGCAGUCGCCAGUAAUGCCACUUCUAUUCCUCUACUUCCUCUAAUCCAAGCAGACCAACCAUUUCUUGGUUCUGGUCCCUUAGCCCCCGAAAACGCUCAAUCAAUCACACCUAUUAUUCAACAGCAGUCUCAUCUGCAGCAACUGCCUUCGGAUCAGCAUCCAUCACUGGCAAAUGGACCAUCUGAUGCAUCCACUUCUGUAGUAAGUAAUAUCAAUGAGACCCACCAACUCGCUCCUAUCUCGAUUAUUACCCAAAGUAUGAUCACGCCAACCGCUGAAUGUCUCCCUUCCACAGAAGUAAUUCAGAAUCCUCAACGGCAACAGCCUGGAACUUACGUAAUGCAAAAUCAAGUAUUAACCUCAAACUCUACUCAUGUGACCCUCGUUCAGCCUGUUCAAACUCUUAUCUUGUGUCCAUCAACCCCUUCUCGAUCCUCUGUGGUUUCCACGGACACUUCUGUUGUUGCUCAGAUGUCAUCACCUAUUGUCCCACUUUCUUUAGGGGCUCCGUCUGACUCCCAUGACAUUCCUAUUUUACUACCAGGAGCUUCCUGUCUGACUAGAGACGGUUGUAUGGAUCCUCCCGCCUCUGUGCUUCCAGUAACGGAGCUAUCAUCUGAAGAAGAGGCAAAACGAAUCCAAAGAGAAAAGCGUCGUGCGUAUCGUCAAAAGAAAAAGUUGGAGCGGCUUGAGCUUCAACAAAAGCAGGCAGAGCAGGCGAAAAAGUCGGAAGAUGGUAUUGAACCAAGUGAUUCCAGCGAUAAGGUGGAUGAUGUUUCCGAUUGUAUUUCUGAUCCUAAGAUGAACAAAACAAAAGAAGAGAUCGCCAAUCAUAAGAAACGCUUGACACCUAAGAAGUCUCGUCGGAAGUCUCUAACGACGAAUCAAGGAGAAGCUACUGAUUGCCCAUCUACAAAUAUCGAGGUAUACGAAACCACUGACUUCAUAUCCGUCACAUAUUAUGCUAUUUUAUAA